Messenger RNA from Malania oleifera, 1423 nucleotides. RefSeq lists its product as uncharacterized. The transcript has 9 exons. The record is from RefSeq and is a predicted model, not a curated record. NCBI's taxonomy places the organism in Eukaryota, Viridiplantae, Streptophyta, Magnoliopsida, Santalales, Ximeniaceae. Bases 333 to 1271 code for a protein of 312 amino acids. Gene Ontology annotation, biological process: developmental process involved in reproduction.
GGCAUGUGGCUGGUGGAAGCCUGUCCGCCUCUCUCCCUUUCUUUACCGCGCGCGCUCUGGUAGGAUUUUAAAAGCUCGCUUCGAAAAUUAAAACCCAAUAAAAGUCGAUUUUGGUUUGAGUUUUUCAUUUUUCCGAAGGCUAGCUUUUGAAUUCUAGGGUUUAUUUGGCCAAACCGUCCACUGUUUGCUUCUCUAUUAGCGAUACGUUUGGCCGCCGGGAAAAUAUCGGAACGAAAACAUAAUUCGGAUUUUGAAUCUCACUCAAAGCAAGCUCACAGCUAGUUGAGUUGAGUUGAGCAAAAGUUUCUUAGGGGUGCUGUCUCCCCCUCAACAUGCAGGCUCUUUACGCAAAGCUCUAUGACAAGUACACUAAACUCAAGGGAAAAAAGGAAUCUGGAUUGGAGCAAUUCAAUCAUGAUCAAGAAGUAAAAUUUAUGAAUUAUAUGUCUGAUGAACUGGUAGAACACUUGAGAAAUGAAAAUGACAAUUUGCGUGAAGAAAACAAUAACUUGAGAAGUGCAAUGGCUUCAAUCAGAUCUGACAAGGAUGAACAAUAUGCUGAGUAUCAAAAGCUUUUAACGGAAGAGAAACAAAGGAAUAAACAGCUUUCUGAGGAAAUUGAGAGACUUCAAAACUUGCAACAAGAGGGUUAUUUCAGCAGUUUAAGGGAUGAAAGAAAUGAGGAUGGACAACUUAGUACACCCAGAGCUACUGAAGUUGUAUCAGUGUGUGUAUCUGAUGGUUCAGCCAUAAAAAAAACUAGAAAACGUAGUAGGCACUCUAAGGAUGAGGCAAAAGAAUGCAUGUCUACGCCACAUGCUAGAGAUCAAAUAGAUCGAGCCAUGUUAAAAGGGUCGGCAAAGGACCCAUCCAUUGAGGUCUUGUCCAGUGAAGCUGUUGUAACUAUUCAACAGCCAGAAUGUUGUAGAAGAAUCAUUAAGGGUUCAGGUGCCACUGUACUUGAUGUGGGUGUUGCAAAUUGCUUAUUCCAGACUCUCAUUGAGUGCUUAGUUGGCAUGAAAUUUUCUGCUGUUAAUCAAACUGAAGGAAUCUGCAUAUCAGCACUGCAUCAAUCGAGUGGAUUUUCGUUCAGUUUGACAUGGGUAACCAAGCCAGGCAAGGAUGAAUCAGAGCUGCUAUACCAGGUGUUGUCAUUGGGGACGUUUGAGAGAGUUGCACCCGAGUGGAUGAGGGAUGUCCUUAUGUUCAGCAUGAACAUGUGCCCUGUCUUCUUUGAGAGGAUUUCUCGUGUCAUCAAGCUGCAUUACUGAUAUUUGCCGAGUCCAUGACUCUGUAAUGCGCUGGAUCUGUUUUUUGGAUUGAAAGGCAGCCACAUGCUGCUUUUGAUGUGCUAAUGUGAUUUGUCCUUUUGUUGUACAGCAUUGGAUCUGAAAACUUUUAAUUUAUGAUUGCCUUUUGCACA